Prunus armeniaca (apricot) is the source of this 1860-nucleotide messenger RNA. The record is from the annotation of a GenBank genome assembly. NCBI's taxonomy places the organism in Eukaryota, Viridiplantae, Streptophyta, Magnoliopsida, Rosales, Rosaceae.
AUGGUUGAGAAACCCAAGGACCCGGAGAAGAGCUAUAUAACCGAAGAAGAUACAGCCAAUCUCUUACAUAGGUACCAGGCAGCGAAUGUGUUGCACUUGCUGCAGGAAGUGGCGCACUCGCAGGACGUAAAGAUAGAUUGGAAUCGAUUGGUGGAGAAGACUUCAACUGGAAUUUCCAAUGCCAGAGAGUAUCAGAUGCUUUGGCGCCAUUUAGCUUAUAGUGAAGCUUUUGUUGACAACUUCGACAAGGGGGCUCAACCCGUGGAUGAUGACAGCGAUUUAGAACAUGAAUUGGAAGCUUUUCCUGCUGUUAGUGGUGAAGAUUCAACAGAAGCUGCAGCAUGUGUGAAGGUUCUAAUGGCCUCUGGCUUACCAAGUGACUCAACUCAUCGCAGUGGUGCAACAGUUGAGGCUCCAUUGACCAUAAAUAUACCCAAUGGCCAGCCAUCUAGAACUCAUCAAAAUUCACAACCACCUUGUUCAAUGCAAGGGAUGAACAUUACAGUUCCGGUUUCUGUUCAGAAACAGCCCCUCCUUGCAAUGACAACGUCUACAGGGGCAACUGCUGAAGGAGGUGAUGCAAAUGGAUCAGCUAGCAAUAACAUGGCUCCUCGGAAGAAAAGAAAAAAGUGGUCUGAGGCUGAGGAUUUGGAACUGAUUGCUGGUGUGCGGAGAUAUGGUGAAGGAAAUUGGGCAAAUAUCUUAAGAGGAGAUUUCAAAGGGGAGAGAACUGCUAAUCAGCUAUCUCAGAGGUGGAAAUAUAUUAGGAAGCAUCAUCAUCAAGACUUGAAUGUGGGAGGCAACUCUAGUAAUAAACUUUCAGAAGCACAGUUGGCAACUCGCCAUGCAAUGUCGUUAGCCCUGAAUAUGCCAAGCAUAACAGCUAACACGAUUGGCACAGCUGGGACAAAUACACACAGUAAAUUUGGUGGAACAAAUGCAACUACCAACUCUGUGCCUAGCACUGCUGCUGAAGAAGAACUGCAGUCUCAACAAGGCCUUAAACCAGCAAAGCCAUAUCAAAUGGGAUUAUUGGGUUCAACAUCAAAAUCUCAAUUAACCUCCAAGAAAACCUUGACAAAGCCUAAUUCCAAUACUGAUGGUAUGGUAAGAGCCACUGCGGUUGCUGCUGGGGCACGGAUUGCUUCUCCUUCAGAUGCUGCAUCACUGCUCAAGGCUGCUCAGGCAAAGAAUGCUGUCCAUGUCUUGCCUACAGGUGGUUCUUCUAUCCAAUCGUCCUUACCUGGUAGCAUGCGUACACACCCAGAGCCUCAUCCUAAUUUACAUUACAUGCAUACGGGUUUGGCUGCUACGCCAGUUUCUACCCCUCCAUCCACUGCUGUCACUCCCAGUGCCACACACCCUGGGUCUUUAAAAGCUCUCCCUCAGACGAGUCAGCACGCUCCAACUAAUAGCACCUUGCUAUCCAAACAGAUCAAGGAUGUUAGCUGUAGUCUGGAUUCUGAGCUGGGCUGCACUGCAACAGAGCAGGUCCAAGAUGGAGCAGUUAUCUCUGAGAAUGGACAGAAUGAAGAAGGUCAAAAGGAUAAAGUGGAUUCACCUGACCAGAAAGCUGAGUUAAAAAAUUUAUCAACUAGUGCUGAGAAUCUCGUUGGUUCGUUGGACAUCAAAGGAGAUGACACUGAUAAUAUAGCUGGCAUAGGUGUACAAUCUGAAGAGAGACAAAGUGCAAAAGAUAAUGAGGCUUUGUGUUCACUCAAAGGCGAUGAUCCAUUUGCAGCUGACAGUUGUGAAAACCAAAGUGCAAGUGAGCAGCAGAUAGGUCUUGUGAGCAUUGUAGGAGAUGGAUGCAAUGGAAAACAGGUUUUAGGCAAAGAGGAGACUGGUAUUAAAAUCUAA